Molecule: messenger RNA, 4057 nt
Organism: Sphaerodactylus townsendi
Lineage: Eukaryota; Metazoa; Chordata; Lepidosauria; Squamata; Sphaerodactylidae
Gene: MBLAC2
Product: metallo-beta-lactamase domain containing 2
Exons: 2
Coding region: 201-1067 (288 amino acids)
Source: RefSeq, a predicted model, not a curated record
CCUCCUUCGACUCCUCCUAGUCGCGACUCUCGCCUGGGCUCGUUUGAAUAAACGGACGCGCUUUCUGCGCACAGCAACACUGUCGCCAUUCCUCGCGCCCGAUCGUCCCUAAUAGGAGGCGAGACUUCAGAGUAGCCAGAUAGCCCUCCACCCCACAGGCGAAGUGUCCACGCGUGGCUCGAGUUCGUGGCCGGGUGGCGAUGUCGGCGCUGGAGUGGUUUGCCCACAAGUCCCUGGGUGACGGCAUCUACUGGAUCCAGGAGCGCUUUUACGAGUCGGGCAACCGGGCCAACAUUUGGCUGGUGCGCGGGUCGCAGCAGGACGUGGUGAUCGACACCGGGCUGGGACUGCGCAGCCUCCCCGACUAUCUUCAUUUGGCUGGGCUUUUGGGUCCCGAGGCGGGCGGCGACGAGGGGCGCGAGGAAGAGAAGGAGCCUCCGGGGCGGCGGAGGCCGUUGCUGGCUGUGGCUACCCAUGUGCACUUCGACCACUCGGGCGGGCUACAUCAGUUCGAGGAGGUGGCCGUGCAUAGCGCCGAGGCCCCGGCCCUGCGCCGCGGGGACAACUACGAGACGGUCACUUGGCUGUCGGACAACGAAGUGGUGCGACAGCCCAGUCCCGGGUGGAGCGCGCGGCAGUUCAGAGUGCGGCCCGUGCAGCCGACGCACAUCCUACAAGAGGGAGACGUGAUCAACCUUGGUGACAGACAGCUUACUGUCAUGCAUAUGCCUGGCCAUUCAAGAGGAAGCAUUUGUUUGCAUGACAGGGAACGGAAAAUACUGUUCAGUGGGGAUGUUGUUUAUGACGGUUCAAUGAUUGACUGGCUUCCCUACAGCAGGAUAAAUGACUACGUUGGAACCUGCCAGCGAUUGAUAGAAUUAGUGAAUAGAGGUCUUGUGGAAAAAGUCCUUCCGGGGCAUUUCAACACUUUUGGAGCUGAGCGGCUUUAUCGUUUGGCUUCCAACUACAUUUCUAAUGCUGGGGUUUGUCACAAAGUUUCGACAUGUGCUAUGAGAUCUCUUGCAAGUCUAGCACUUCGUGCAACAAAUUCUAGAACCACUUCAUAAUAUAGCAUAUGCCAUGCUAUAACAUUAUUGUAAAAACCCUGUGGCUUAUGUAGGUUUUAUUUUGCCAAUGCAAAGAUAACCUGUUAAAGGAAAAGCAGGCUGAUUAGCCAUUGAAGAUACUUAUUUUUACCUACUUCCUUUCUAUUUAAAAAAAAACCAGUAUAAGCUAGCACCUGUGCCAGAGCUACUGAUUUUUCCUUCUAUUUUUCCAAGGCCGGUUUGCACAUAAGUUGAAUGCUAUUUGACAGAUGUUUUACAUGUUUUGUAUUUUACAACAUUUUGAAUCAUAUGUGCUAAAAGGAAAAGUUUUACAUUGAUGUCCAACUUCGUAAUCUCUUAAAUUCGGAAUUUAUGUUUAAAGUAUAUUUAUAAUAUAAAACUUCUUAUAAGCAGUAUGUUGGGGUGGGGGAAGUUGUAACAUUCCACUGUCUCAUUGAAUGCACACAGUUAAAUAUCCAAGACGUAAAUUUUUAUUGUAAGAAGUGAAUGUAACACAAAGUGAUUACCAAAUGUUAUAAAGCACUAAUACAUGUUGUUGCGCUUAUUUGGGGCAAAGAGUAUAUUGCAUCUGAUUAUUGUUUCUAAAACAAAUGAUGUGUCUGUGGAUAUCUGGAACAUAUUGCUUGCUUUUUAAAUGUGACUUUUAAAAAAGCAGAAUAUAUGAGUGCAUAACUGUUAAAAGUUCAUUCUAACAGUUUUAUAUAUGAUAUAAAAACCCAUGAUUGAAAGUCCUUUUGUAAUUGUGGUAUAACACCUUUGUACUUCAGGAAUAUAAAUUGUUUUCUAGACCACUGUGGUACUAUAGUGGGUUUUGGGAGACAGAGAGAGCACACUUUGCGGAAAAGGCUGCAGCUGUGUCUGGUUGUAGUCAGUUUUACGCCACAUGACUUGGGAUUUCAGAUAAACGGUUUUGAACCCUCAUCUUUCCCGCUAAGAGAUGCUGUUUUUCUUCUGCUUGUUCCUUCUACCUUCUUCAAUUUUGCAUGUAUUUUUGCUUUUAAGCAACUUAACAAAAAACAUAUUUGUGUGUGCGCUUUUUUCCCAGUGGAAAAUUUUGUGUAAUCUGUUUGGAGCUUUACCAGUUUCUUAUGUGGAAAUAUGAUUUGUGUCUUGAAGCUGAAUCUUAAAUUAUUGGUUUGGAAAUAGAUGCCAUGUUCUCAAUCCAUAUUCUUUCUUUUGCGAGAAUAGUGAAUGGCUUCAGGAUUGUGGCCACUGCCAAAACUUACUGUUCUUCCUUUAAUCACUUGAUUAUAUAAUCUCUGUACAUCAAAGAGCUCUGCACAUACAGAUUUUGACUCCUGUCUAUUCAGCACUUUAGCCCUGAGGAGUCUCAAGGGUGGAUGGAUGAAUGGAUGUAUUCGGUUCUUUGAAUGUUAUCUGUGCCUAGUUCCUGUUUUAAACUGGAGUAAGACAGUAUAAGCAGGAGGAUAAAUCUUGUGAGUGAACAGCCAUGAGUGAAUAGAGAGGACGUGAGCAAUUUUAUUUAGCUCUAAUUUUUCAUGAAGUGGAUGCCAAACUAAUGGGGAAAUUCUUAACACUGAUGGUUCUUUUAGCUUGCUAAGAACUAUUGUAAUGAGAAACUCCAAUACAGGACCCAUUAACUCUUGGGAAAAAAUUACUUGCUGCCAUCAGCUUGAAAAGGGAUUGUUACUUACAAAGUGGAAAUAUGAAAGUAGAAAGUUCAGCUAAUUCUGAGGGCCAGAGCAAGUAGGAAUGGGCUGUGGUAUUACAUGCUCCUUUCUCCCUCUCUCCUGGAGUGAAUUACUGCUUCCUUUCUUAGGUAUUAAAAGCAAUGUUAAGCAUUGCUGAAGCUGUCUUUCGUUUCUGCUUCAUGAAUAUUUAUAACCAACUUGGAAGUGGUUCCUUGUGAAAUGUAAGUGCCUUGUUUCUCUUCUUAGAUGGAAUCAUUAGAGUGACUACUUUCUGGCACACUGAUGAGGGACUAAUAAUGAUUUUGCCCCUGAGCAAGUUGUGUAUUCUGAGCUCACCUGGCCAAUGUUCUGAAAAUCCUUUCCUUGAACACCUUUCCUAAGUAACUCUACGUAGAUCGCUCAUUGUGAGAAAAAGCUAAAGACUGGUAUGACUGCCAAAGAUAAUUUUAGAUUGUAAAAACUGAGUGGAGUUGCUGCUAUUGGGACAGUUCUGUUGACUUCUAGUGUCAGCAUCUGCCAACAAAAGAUGCAAACUCUAUAGCUUACAUCCUGUGGAUCCCCCCCCCCCCCCACAUGGACAGAAGUAUUUUUCUCUCUGAGUACAACAUUCUCUCCUCUUAGGGCAAUCUGAAAUCUCCCCCCACCCCCAAAAAUAUUCUUCCUGUGGAUUCCAUGUUAAGAAAGCUGUGCUCCAUUAAUAGAAAUACUUCAGCAUAUAGAAAACCAGGGGAAUCUAAGCCUGUGAUUUUAAACUGAGGGCUUGUACUACUCUGUUUUGCAAAGCUGGAUUAUCUACUGAAAUAAAUUUUAUUUUAUACGUGAGUUAUGUUUCAUUUUUGGAUUACUGUUGGUUAAUAAAGUACAAUCUUAGAGUUCCAGGAGAAUAUAAUUUUGUCUGACUUAUUUUUAUAUUAAAGCAAGUAUUUACUUUCUAAAGGAUUACCGGUAUUAGAAAUUUAGAAAAUAAUUUAUUGUGUUUGGGUUUUAAAGCACAUAUGUUCACUUGAAAUAUUUUAGAGUAUGAGACCUUUACUAUUAUUUUAUUUAUAAAGUCUAAAAAGCCUCCUACGUAUUCAGUGUUUGGAUUGUUUUUAAUAGCUGAAAAUUAAGUGCAUAACCCAGAUAAAACAAAGUUAUUGAACCUAAAUUAAUCCUGCCAUGCAGUCAAAGUUUCGUUUUUGUCUAAUUGGGUUAUUUAUUGUAUUAAAUGAGGUUUCAAGACCUUUUUAAAACUUGUAAAGCAUUAUCCUGUCCACAUUUUACUAAUGGUGUACACCACUGUUUCAUGGAUAACUGUAUUAUUUUAUCAUUGAUAAUAAAAUGAUUUAUAAUAGAAAA